AUGACCGACGCCCUACCUGAGGACGCCUGGAACAAAGAGUUCCGCACAGCCAACGCCAAGCCCCUCUUGACCUCUCUCCAGCGACGCCUACAGGCGUCCAACACGCACGUCCAUGCUCUCGCCGAAUUGUACCGUGAGCGCGCCUUGAUCGAGCAAGAAUAUGCCACAAAACUUGGCAAGCUGGCUCGCUCGGCCGAGGCGGGCCUGUUCUUUGGCAAGAACGGGACACAGUGGGAUAAGCAUGGCGGCGAGGCCAAGCUCUGGAAUUCGGUUCUUGCAGACAUCAACGAGACAGCCGACUCCCACUCGACUCUGGCGGUGACGCUCAAGUCGGACUUUGAAGGUCCCAUCCGCGACCUCCCGAACAAGGUCCUUCCUUGGCGCAGCAUCAACGAGAAGGAGAAUUCGCUUGACCGUCUCAUGAAGGACCACGACAAGAUCAACACCAAGCUCCAGAAGGCGCUGAGUAAAAACUCUGGCAAGGCCGGAGAACUCGAGGCCGAUCUCAACGCUGCAAACCAUCAGAUCUCGGCCCUGUUACCAGCCCUGUUCACCGCGUACCAGCGCCUCGACGAGGAUCGUCUCCGCAGCCUCAAGGAGGUUGUGGUGCGAUGGGCGACAGCUCGUGGUGACAUGGCCGCAAGCGACGGCCAACGCGCACAACAGACCGCUGCUCAACUCCUGAGUUGGGAGCCCGCAGACGAGGUCGUCGCCGUUGGGAUCCGGCUGGGUUCGCAGGCUGGUGGCAGCGGAUCCUCGCGGCCCAUAGAGACCUCUGUACCCAGAGAAGGCGAGACUCCCCGUGCGUCGACGCAGACAGCCGGCACCGGCGCGUCCGACUUUACUCCACGCAUGCAAAAGGCCAACGGAUCGACGUCGAACGUGUCUUUGCCUGGCACCAGCCUCGGGCCUUCGCACGGCGGAGGCGGCGCGUUUGGUGGCCUCAAGUCCAUGUUAAGCAGAAAGACGACCGUUGCUAGUCGCCAGCGCCGCGGCAGUGAGGCGACGUCGGUGCGCAGCAAUCGUCGUCCAACGGGUGACGGCUUUGAGGCGGUUAGUGAUGGCCAUAGCGAGCGGCAGCUCUCGACGCCCGUGCGAGAGAAGCCCGAACCUAUUCCCGAAAGACCCUCCAGCAAGCGUGAGCCGAGUGGUACGAAAGCAUCGGCGCCUCAGGUCGAUGCGGAGGGUUACACGAUUGCGCCAGUCGACCGUCACAAGCCUUUGUGGGACGAGCCUAACGAGAACAUGCAAUCAUCCUCUUCUCGCGGGACCGGGGCCAUCGCGCUUCCUUCAGCCAUUUUUGCAAACCAGCGCAGCUCUUCGCCUGGCGUGAUGCAGGACAACCAGAGCACCAGCUCGUCAUUGGCUGACGACACUGCCCCUCGCCUCAACCUCGCCAUGGCUUCAGCUCCUAUCAAGGAGAGCGAUGAAGAGCGCAAGGCCGCUCUCACCAAGAUGCAGCAGACGCUGUCCAUGCAGCCUCAACCGCCCGCUCGACGCUCAACCCUCGCGCGGGGUCGCCGUGAGGCCCGCCACACGCUCCAGGCCUCAGCUGCUGAUGCGACUCCCCUUCCCCCUGCCCACAUGGCCGCUCUCGCCCGCAUGGGUGAGGAGGAACGCCUCAACGACGACUCGUCGCUCUCCCCGAGACAUGAUAUCACGCGUAGACGCUCCGUUUCCAGCCUUUCAACCUCGUCGCGCAAUCCUUUCGACUCACCCGGCGUGGCCGCUCCGUCGCCUGGCCUCGAUGCGCCCCCUCCCGUCCUCGACCGCGCACCAUCGCCGCGCCGCGCACCAUCCCCACCCAUCGCUGCUGGCGCAGCUGUCCUCGGGGGACUUGCCACCGCGGGUGCUGGUGCUGCCGGCCUCAGUGCACAUUCCCAGCCAAACGGAACGGAGGGUGCUCUACCUUCGACUGCCGCUGUCCCGGCCUCUCCGCCAGCAACCUCGCCAGCUGCGCCCGUUUCACCAACUGCUUCCUUUGCCGGCACCAGCAGCCAAGCACCUCCAAUGCCCUCGGUGUCGACCCCGACUGCCAUUCCGGGUCUGAACGCCUCGAUCACCGAGACGGUGGACGCGUUAAUCCGUCAGAACCAGGUGGUGCAGACAAUGGUGAAUGGUGAGAUCCGCGUAUCACUCGCAGCUUCAGCGAACCAGCCCCUACCCCCAGCGGGCUCGGCGAUUCACAUCCGCUUGACCGAGUUCGACAACCUAGAGUCGAUCUCGCCCAAUCCGGCCUUCCUCGUCCAAGUGCCGGACAGCCCGGGGGAGUAUUAUCUCAACACCGAAGCGGCUGCUCAGGCCACUGCGAAACCACAGGACGGAAACCACCGUGGGCCUGUGCUAUUCCAGUACCAGGUCGCGAGUACAGAGGGCAUGGCACCAGUCACCCUCAAGCCCGCGUUCCAGGUCAAAAACGGCGAGACUCGCAUGAUCCUUCACUACGGCGUCGCGCCCGGCGCCGGCGUCACCGACCUGAACCUCGACGUCCACUUCCCCCGUGAGCCCGAGGUCACCACCACCCAGUCGAAGCCCGUCAGCGGCGCGUGGACCGAUGGGCCGGACGGUAGCCGGGUGAUAUCUUACCGUGUACCGGCCCAAGACGGCAUCGAUAGCAAGGUUAUCGCGCGGUUCAUCUCUGGCGGCCAGCUUGCUCCCAGCAACGUCGGUGCCCACUUUGCCUGCGCUGGUCGCAUCCUCUCUGGCAUCAGCCUUGAGACCGUCGAGGAUGCACAGUCGGUACCUGGCUGGUCGUUUGCCGACAUCAGCCGCGCUGUUUUGUCUGGCAAGUAUGGCGGCUAG
Molecule: messenger RNA, 2802 nt
Organism: Cutaneotrichosporon cavernicola
Lineage: Eukaryota; Fungi; Basidiomycota; Tremellomycetes; Trichosporonales; Trichosporonaceae
Exons: 4
Coding region: 1-2802 (933 amino acids)
Cellular component (GO): plasma membrane; cytoplasm
Source: RefSeq, a predicted model, not a curated record